This is a messenger RNA of Tupaia belangeri chinensis (Chinese tree shrew), 2480 nucleotides long. RefSeq names its product disintegrin and metalloproteinase domain-containing protein 25. The record is from RefSeq and is a predicted model, not a curated record. Gene Ontology annotation, molecular function: metalloendopeptidase activity. Gene Ontology annotation, cellular component: sperm head plasma membrane; external side of plasma membrane; plasma membrane. Bases 272 to 2446 code for a protein of 724 amino acids. The transcript is spliced from 2 exons. NCBI's taxonomy places the organism in Eukaryota, Metazoa, Chordata, Mammalia, Scandentia, Tupaiidae. Gene Ontology annotation, biological process: proteolysis; male gonad development.
AGAGAGAAAUGAAGGAGGGGAUUUACAUUUCUCUUGGUCAUGCGAGGUGUCAGUUAGAAAUCGUUUUUCAUAGAGGGGGGUGGUAGAAGCAGGGCCAUUCACAGAAAAGAUCAUGGGAGCCACCAGUUCAUCUCUGUUCUGCUGAUGUGAUGGAUUGACUCUGCUAGAAGACAGACCGUUAAAGGUCAGUCCUGCGAACAAGCACCUUAAAGGGAGGAGACACACAACCUUGCCUCCCACUCUCCUCUCCUUUGCCCUUACCCACAGCUCCAUGCUCCUGGCCCUUACUGUGGUGGGUAAGACCAUGGCUCAUGGAUGGACCACCUUCCAGCUGCUCUUGCCAGGGCUGUUUCUGAUUCUUUGUCGAUGGCCCCAGAUUGGACACUGUCAAUACCAAAGCCCCCCGGAAGUGGUGAUACCCCUGAGGGUGAUUGCCAAGAAUAAGGACACGAAGGUUCCAGGCUGGGUCUCCUAUCGCCUGCAUUUUGGAGGCCAGAGGCACAUUGUCCACAUGAAGCCCAAGAAGGUCUUAGUGUCCAGAUCCCUCUCUGUGUUCACGUACACAGACCAGGGUGCUCUCGUAGAGGACCAGCCCUCUGUCCGGCAUGACUGCUACUAUCAGGGUUAUGUGGAAGGGGACCCAGAGUCCCUGGUUGCCCUUAGUGCCUGUUUUGGGGGCUUUCAAGGAGUGUUACAUAUAAAUGACAUUGCCUACGAAAUCAAGCCCAAAAGGCAUUCUGCCACAUUUGAACAUUUGGUAUACAAGAUGGACUGUGAAGAGAUAGAGUUCCCACCCAUGCAAUGUGGAUUAACAGAAGAAAUAGCUCAGCAAUUAAUGUUUCCAGAGAGUGAUAAUUCCACUCUGAUGCAGAGUGGUUAUGUGGGCUGGUGGACUCACAAACGGUAUCUUGAGUUGGCACUGGUGGUAGACCAGCAACGAUUCAUUCAUCGGGGAAGUAAUGUCUCAAAGGUACAAGAGGAAGUAAGCACUAUUGUCAAUGAAAUAAAUGCCUAUUACACUCCACUGGAAAUUGAUGUGCUUUUACUUGGAAUUGAGAUCUGGAAUAAUGGAAACCCUGUGAACGUAACUGAUAUAACUGUUCUUUUGACACAGUUUUGCCGCUGGAAGGCUAUCAGCCUUGCUCCACGCAUGAAGCAUGAUCUUGCACAUCUUUUUGUAAAACGUGGAUAUGGUAUAUAUCUGGGCUUAGCCUAUGUUGGAACAGUAUGUUCACGUGGUCUUAGCUGUGGAGUUGAUAGUUUUCUGAAUGACAAAAUAUCUAGAUUUGCGCUCGUUGUGACACACGAGAUUGGUCAUAAUUUGGGUAUGCAUCAUGACGUAAAGACAUGCACGUGUGGUCACAAAACAUGCAUAAUGUUCCCAAAAGAAACACCCUCAAAGACAUUCAGCAACUGCAGUUAUGCGUACUUGUGGGGUGUCCUUAUGAGAACCACCUGUAUGCGCUACGCACCAAAUCCAGAGGAUAUCUUCAAAGUGCGGCGCUGUGGAAAUGGUGUGGUUGAAGAAGGAGAGCAGUGUGACUGUGGGUCCUUACAGUCAUGUAAACAUGAUCCAUGCUGUUCAGCAAACUGCACUCUGAUGCCUGGGGCGGCGUGCGCUUUUGGGCUGUGCUGCCAAGACUGCCAGAUUUUGCCAUCAGGCGAAGUGUGUAGAGAAAGUGACAAUGAAUGUGACCUUCCCGAGUGGUGCAACGGGACUUCCCCUGAGUGCCCAGAAGACGUGUAUGUGCAGGCUGGCGUCCCUUGUAUGGACGGAGGCUACUGCUAUGGGAAGAGAUGUAACGAUCGUGACCUCCAGUGCAGGGACAUUUUUGGUGAGAUAUCCAAGAGUGCAAGUCUGAAUUGCUACAGGAUUUUAAACAUGAGGGGUGACCGCUUUGGGAACUGUGGUACCCAGAACGCUAGAUAUGUAAGAUGUAAUAUCACAGAUAUCCUGUGUGGGAGAAUCCAGUGUGAAAACGUGACAGCACUCCCUUUUCUGAGAGAUCACUCUACUGCGCAUUGGACUCGGUUCAGUGGUGAUGACUGCUGGAGUACCGACUACCACUUAGGGAUGACCAUACCUGACGUUGGUGAGAUAAAAGAUGGCACCCUGUGUGGCUCAGACCGUGUGUGCAUCCAGAGGAAGUGCACCUCUAUGUCCGUUUUGAAAAGUAAUUGUUCUCUUACAACCUGCAAUAAAAGGGGGGUUUGUAACAAUAAACAUCACUGCCAUUGCAGCUUUCAGUGGGAGCCACCCUACUGCCUUUUAGAGGGCAAUGGGGGCAGUGUUGACAGUGGCCCACCCCCUCAGAGAAAGGAGGAACUAAAUGGGCAUCACGGAUCUUCCCUGAACCUACUCGUUUGGAUUCGUAUUUGUGCUUUUCUUGGCUGUGCUUUAAUUUUGAUUUUGAUUAGGUGCAAAAAUCCUAGAACAAAGACCUGAGGAAAAAUGGACAAUUUCAGAAAAUAAACUCAAU